ACUGAAGGGGUGCAUGCAAUAUGGAUGGAGAGAAACAAAAGGCAAUUUCAGAAAGUGUCAAACACUGUGGAAGCAAUAGCAAAGGAAGUGGCAAUCACCUGCAGCAUCAAAGCAACACCAGUCAUUAACAGUGUUAGGAGAUCAGAGUCAGACCAAAAGAGUGUCUCUUCCCUUUUAAAGCUCAAGUCAGCAUAUAAUGUUACUUCAAGUAAAGGUUUAUCGGGAUACUGUACAAGUUUCUCUUCUCUUUUCCACAGCCGACAACAAUUGAUUGAAUCCAGAUUGUACCCGCUUACACCAAGAACAUCAAGAAUUUCACAACUUUUCUCUUUCUAGCAAGCUUGGCAAUGUAAUAAUAUAACUUUGUUCCGCACAAUAUGAAGCAUAUUAUGUUAUGAGUAAUAUUUAACUUGAUGGUA
Molecule: messenger RNA, 419 nt
Organism: Lycium barbarum (goji berry)
Lineage: Eukaryota; Viridiplantae; Streptophyta; Magnoliopsida; Solanales; Solanaceae
Exons: 3
Coding region: 25-336 (103 amino acids)
Source: RefSeq, a predicted model, not a curated record